This is a messenger RNA of Polistes canadensis, 842 nucleotides long. Its product is annotated as polyadenylate-binding protein, cytoplasmic and nuclear-like. Lineage: Eukaryota; Metazoa; Arthropoda; Insecta; Hymenoptera; Vespidae. Bases 258 to 782 code for a protein of 174 amino acids. The record is from RefSeq and is a predicted model, not a curated record. The transcript has 4 exons. Gene Ontology annotation, molecular function: RNA binding.
AAUUUAGAAUUACUUGAAGUAGUCUGAUAUUUGUAGCAAAGUAGUAUGUAUAUAUAAUAUAUCUUGGUUAUACCAUGUGUUUGAUAAAGUAUUUCAAGAAAAAGUUUAUGAAAAAUAUCUAGUUAAUUAAGAUAAUAUUUUGUGUUUGAAUAUUAAAAUAUAUCAUAUUUUUAAACUUGAAGAUAUAUUUUUUGUAUACUGUGUGUUACAUACAACAAUAAUUAAUAUUUAUAUUUAGUUAAUGAAAUUGUAAAUAAAUGGAUAGAACCAAGCAACGAAAGGAUUUUCACAAAAAUAAAUUGUCCUGGAUUUAUAAAAAGAAACUAAAAUUAAAACGAGCUGAAAAUCAAACACGAAAUGAAGACACCAAUAAAAAAUUAAAUACUACUGCAACAAGGAUUGUUGUUCGUAAUCUUCCAUUUGAAAUAAAAGAAGAAGAAAUUAGAACGUUGUAUCAAAAAUAUGGAGAAAUAGAAAAAAUAAUCCUUCAUAGUCAGUUGCUCGCUGGUUGUGCGUUCAUAGACUUUAAACGCAUACAAGAUGCAUCCAAAGCAAUAUUUAAUACAAAUAAAAAAGAAUUUUUUGGUAGAACAAUUACCAGCGGAUGGGUCCUUGAAAAUUCUAAGCUUUACAAAAAGGCAAAUAAUAUCAUUGAGACUGAUAAUAAAAAUAAACCUUCCAGUCCCUCUUUGAAAAGAAAAGAUACAAAUCAAGGAAAAGAACCCAAAUUGUUAACAUUGCCAGAAAGUAAUAAACCAAAACGAUUAAAAAGAAAACAUUAAUAGUUAAAUAUAAAUAGAUAUAUUGUUUUCUAUUUUGUUAAAUAAAGAUUUAAUAAUCGA